GCUAGCUCGGAUUGAAUAAUGUUCGCCUCUCUGCCUCGUCCCUAGCAAUUGCGCUCGGCCAUCGACCCUCUCCCCUCCACCUCUCCCUCCAGCUUCAUCGCCCAAUUGCACUCCAUCAUGCAAGGGCUCACCACAUCGACGACUGCCACAAUGCUGUCUCGACAGCUUGUGCGCCGGCAACCCCUGCCCACUGCCACCAUGGCCCGAAUAGUCGCGCAGCGCACCUACGCCACCCCGUCCGGUCCCCCGCCAGCGGGCUUCCGAUUGCCUAGGUCGAAGCGAUGGGACGAUGAAUCUGAGUCCACCCUCGAUCGAGCAGGCCGAUUUUUCCUCCUGACUGAGAUGUUCCGCGGCAUGUAUGUCGCGAUGGAGCAAUACUUCAGGCCACCAUACACCAUCUACUAUCCUUUUGAAAAGGGGCCUAUCUCUCCGCGCUUCCGUGGUGAACAUGCAUUGAGACGAUACCCUUCAGGAGAGGAGCGCUGUAUCGCCUGCAAGUUAUGUGAAGCUGUUUGCCCGGCGCAAGCUAUCACAAUUGAAGCAGAGGAGCGAGCAGAUGGCUCGAGGAGAACAACUCGCUAUGAUAUCGAUAUGACAAAGUGCAUCUACUGUGGCUUCUGCCAGGAGUCGUGUCCCGUUGACGCCAUCGUCGAAUCACCCAAUGCUGAGUAUGCGACCGAGACACGCGAGGAGCUGCUGUACAACAAGGAGAAGCUUUUGGCUAAUGGAGACAAAUGGGAGCCUGAGCUGGCGGCAAACAUCAGAGCUGAUGCUCCUUACAGAUAAAAGUGCCACUGCACCUAUAUUCGUCCGAGACAAAAUAGUAAGAACUGUACAUAUCACCUAAGACUACUGAUAAGCUUUUUCCGUUUGUGGCGUAUGGCUGCGUUUCAAAGCAUCUUUAAAUAUUUCUCAUUAUAUGCUACCUGGCAACUGCGCCGUGAUUCAUUUCCCUAGCGAUGGGUCCAUCAAUUUCCAUUGAUACCUACAAGGCAAAAAUGGGCUAUGACGAGGUACAUAAAGUUCGAAGACGUAAUCAACAAUGGCCAGGUAGGGGCCAGGUGCAAGCAACU
Molecule: messenger RNA, 1073 nt
Organism: Xylaria bambusicola
Lineage: Eukaryota; Fungi; Ascomycota; Sordariomycetes; Xylariales; Xylariaceae
Product: NADH-ubiquinone oxidoreductase 23 kDa subunit
Exons: 4
Coding region: 118-786 (222 amino acids)
Biological process (GO): mitochondrial respiratory chain complex I assembly; mitochondrial electron transport, NADH to ubiquinone
Cellular component (GO): membrane
Molecular function (GO): NADH dehydrogenase activity; 4 iron, 4 sulfur cluster binding
Source: RefSeq, a predicted model, not a curated record